AUGUCCGCAACAGUGGACUCAUUGGUUAAGACGAUUCUAAAGGGUGGCUCGUCAGCUGGGGAGGUAACUCGUCAGUUGAGCUGGGUGGAGGACGCUAAUGCUGUGGGCAAGAGAGGCGUCACUCCUCUUAUCGCUGCAAUAGAGUCUGAAGAUGAUGAGAUAAUUUCGGUCCUAUUGGAUAGCAAGAAGGUCGACGUUAACGUUCGUGAUGCGGUGAUGGUGUUACCUCCUAUUGUCCAUGCGGUUCGUCAUGGUGGAGGAGCCCUCCUGCCUCUUAUCAAGAGAGGGGCCGAUCUGAAGGUCGCUGACGAGGCUGGGGAUAAUGUGGCGCAUUGGGCGUGUAGGCUGAACGAGCCGUCGGCAGUGACUUUACUGGGCAAGUCGAGUCCCUCUAUAUUCACUGCCACUGAUGAUGAAGGAAACACACCACUCCAUGUGGCUCUCUUGGAGGGUCAGCAGGAGGCUGCCUUUGCCGUGCUCGACCCCGACCUGGGCUUGGUAGAGGUACUUGAUCUCAACAGCAAGAACGAUCUCGGCGAGACCCCACUGGUGUUGGCAGUGAAAGGGUAG
Molecule: messenger RNA, 570 nt
Organism: Perkinsus marinus ATCC 50983
Lineage: Eukaryota; Perkinsozoa; Perkinsida; Perkinsidae
Exons: 5
Coding region: 1-570 (189 amino acids)
Molecular function (GO): protein binding
Source: RefSeq, a predicted model, not a curated record